UCCAACUACCACGAAGGCCUAAGGCCUAAACACCCAUUGGGUACCGUGGGGCUAUAGGGUGAUGCAGGGGAAGGGGGGAACGCCACACGGACUCUGGCGAGGGAACACGUGUGCAUACAACAUGCACACAUUCUGGCCCCGCCUACGAGAUCCGCCGGGUGGUACCUCCGCGUCCGACAGUCAGAGACCGUCUACCACCUACGGACAAUCACAACAUCCAUAGCCAAGAGAAAAAUUUCUCCUGGGACGGGAUUUGAACCCGUACUGCACAC
Messenger RNA from Acanthoscelides obtectus, 272 nucleotides. NCBI's taxonomy places the organism in Eukaryota, Metazoa, Arthropoda, Insecta, Coleoptera, Chrysomelidae. The record is from the annotation of a GenBank genome assembly.